This is a messenger RNA of Etheostoma spectabile (orangethroat darter), 2108 nucleotides long. It is a transcript of the gene oclna, whose product is annotated as occludin a. The coding region runs from base 258 to 1742 and encodes 494 amino acids. NCBI's taxonomy places the organism in Eukaryota, Metazoa, Chordata, Actinopteri, Perciformes, Percidae. The transcript is spliced from 9 exons. Gene Ontology annotation, biological process: bicellular tight junction assembly. The record is from RefSeq and is a predicted model, not a curated record. Gene Ontology annotation, cellular component: bicellular tight junction; cytoplasmic vesicle; apical plasma membrane.
UGUACCUACCUACUGUUACUUACCUACUACACUUACGGAAGCAUCGCGAGGUAUUUCCAAGACAGACUUUCCGGUUCAGUCAGGUAACGUGACACCUGUUGGGGGGGGGGCGGGGCUAAACGGCCCGAGAGCUGCAUCGCUGCCUAAGGUGUGGCCUGGAUUGUUUAUCAGCAGCAGCAGUUUCAGUUGAGACAUUUUCAGGUGCAGCAGAGACAAAGAGACAGAUUCUUCUCCCAGAGCAGCACCAGUGGAUCAACAUGUCCUCCCGGCCCAAUGGGAGUCCACCUCCCUACGACUCAGAUACCAGAGAUUACGUGCCCCCCCAGCCGGCCUACUCCUACUACCCUGAUGACGAGUUCCAGCAUUUCUACCGCUGGACGUCUCCGCCGGGCAUCCUUAAAAUCAUGUCCAUCAUCUGCAUCGUGCUGAGCGUUGGCAUAUUCGCGUGCGUUGCGUCCACGCUGGCGUGGGACGUCCAGGGAGCGAUGGACGGCUUCGGGGGCUACGGCUACGGGGGCUACGGGGGAACCGGGUACGGCGGCGGCGGCUCGUACGGCAGCUUUGGCGGCGGUGCGUACGGAGCUGGAAACAGCUACGGCUACGGCGGCAUCGGAGGGAACUACUACGACCCCAGGAAGAGCAAAGGGUUCAUCAUCUUCAUGGCGGCCGCCACCUUCAUCGCCUGUCUGACCAUCUUCAUCAUCAUCGUGUCCCACCAGAGCCUAUCGGACAGCAGGAGGUUCUACCUGGCCGUGAUCAUCAUCUGCGCCAUCCUAGCGCUGCUGAUGCUAAUAGCCUCCAUAGUGUACCUGGUGGCGGUGAACCCCAUGGCUCAGUCCUACGGGUCCACGUUCGGCAUGCAGAUCGCCGGGCUGUGUGCUCAGUACCAGGGGCCCCAGGCUUCAGGGCUCCUGGUCAACCAGUACCUCUACCACUACUGCGUCCUGGAGCCACAGGAGGCCAUCGCAGCCGUGUUCGGCUUCCUGGUCGGCAUCUCGCUCAUCAUCAUGCUCGUCUUCGCCGUGAAGACUCGCCAGAAAAUCCAGUACUUCGGCAAGAGCAACAUUUUGUGGAAGAAGGUGAAGGUGAUCAACGAGAUGGAGCCACCUCAGGACGUGGAGGCGUGGGUGAACAAUGUGUCCCACGGUCCUGAGGUGCUGCCGAUAGACUACUCUGAGAAGAUGAGAGGCUCCAGGAGUCACCUGGACGACGAAAGCACCAACUACGACAAACCCCCCUACAACUACACCCCCCAGCCUCCAGUUGAAGAUGACCUGCCCUUGCAAAGCGGGGGUCCCUACAGCUCCUACUCCGACGUGCCCAGCUCGGCGGGAAAGCCCAAAAAGAGACGCACGCCCCGGUCGCGUCAGGACAACGAGGCGGACUACAACUCCUCAGGAGACGAGCUGGACGACAACGACUUCGACACUGAGUUUCCAGCCAUAGCGAACGAGGCGGAGCGCACCGACUACAAGCGCCAGUUUGACCGGGACCACAAGGAGUACAAAGACCUGCAGGCGGAGCUGGACGCGCUCAACAAGAGCCUGGCGGACGUGGACAAGGAGCUGGACGAGCUGCAGGAGGGCAGCCCCCAGUUCCUGGAUGCUUUGGAUGAGUACAACAGGAUUAAAGACAUUAAAAAGACUCCAGACUACCAGGUGAAGAAGCGCAGGUGUAAAUACCUCAAGUCCAAACUGAGCCACAUCAAGAAGAUGGUCAGCGACUACGACCGCAAGGCCUGAGCAACUCUCAGAAGAAGAGAGCUACAAUAACACCGACGUGUGUCGGAGCUGUGAGCUGCUGAAACAUCGCAAAGCUCGUUUUAUACUUUGGAGGCACAGAAAACAAAGACCCUCUCUUGUAUUACAUGCCACUCUUUUGUAUUGUCAGUGUCACCGGCUAGAAGCUUUUAAAUGUAUUUAUUUUUUGCAAUGGUUUUGAAAUAAGUCUUUUGAAAUGGUCUUCGAGGAGUCGAGAUUCUAGAUAGUGGACACAAACUGGUUUUUAAUCUUUGUUUUUAAUAGCUCUUGUUACAAUGGAAUCAACAUGAGAUGCUAAUUUGUUAUAAGAUAUCUUUAAUUGUUAUCUCAGCGAUGUAAAUAUGUGGG